AUGAUUGGAGCCAUUCUAUUUGACGAGAAAAUUAACAUUUGUAAAAAAAAGCUCAGAGAUACUUUGAUUCAAACUGGAGAUUUCUAUGAUUUUUUAUGCGGGGAUUAUAUCCCUUUGAAACAAUUGGAAAUUAUGUCUGUGCCUUUGAUAAAUCUUAAUUAAGAGCUGUAAAAUAGCUUUUUAGAACUUUUUCAAAUUAAUGCGUUUGAUUUGGAUCUUCAAUAUUUGGCUAGUAUUAAAAAUAUCAAAUAAUUACAAAAAUUGAAGUAAAACAAUUACUUUACUGAAAAUGUUUGUGUAGUUUUUUCAUCGUUUUUGGAAAAUGAUUAUAUUAUUAACAAAGUUUCGAAUCCCUUUUUCUAGAUUUUUGGGAUUAAAAUAAAUGAAAUUCUUGGUAAAUAGUUGAAUUUAUUAGUACCAAAUAUAGUAAAAAGGCAUCACAAUAAAAUGAUCAAAUAAUUUAUUGAUCAAGAAUCUCUAAAUAUAGUUUAAAAAGGAGAAAGACAUGCUUUUGCUCUUGAUAAAAAGGGAUUUGUUUUCCCUAUCACUUUGAGAAUAAAAAUUGAAAUUUUUGAAAAUGAUAUUGGUGUCUGCGCUUUAAUUUAACGAGUAAAUAAAUAAAAAUAAUACAUUUUAUUUGAUGAUGAUGGUAUAAUCACAGAUUUUUCCAAAAAAAUAUUUAUUGAUAUUUUUUAAUCUAUGGACUCUAAAAUAUAAAUCUAAUAAAAUGCAUUUAGCCUGAUACCUAUGCUAGAGGCAGUAAUGGAGAAUAAGCAGUUUUAUGCCUAAUUUUGCAGCAUUUUAGUUAUUAAGAGAGAAUUAAUAGAUUUAUAAAAUUCACAGAAGGAAUAGCAAAUACAGAAUAAAACUCAUAAUAAAAAAGCUUAUUCUCAAAACGAUGAUGUAUUUUUAAUUUAAUUUAAGGUUGGAGUGUACACCACAAAAUUAAAUUUAAAUGUAAAUUAUGUUGAAAUUGACUUUUACGAAAGAGAAAUAAAUGAAAUGAAAAAAAGAAGAAUAAUUUAAGACAUAAACUAUCAAUAGAUACUUAAAGAAAAGCAGUAAAGUUUAGGUAACAAUAUUUAUUAGAUACCUAAUUUGAUUAAUAACAACUCUGAUAGAUAAACUACUUAAAUAUCCUUCAACUAAGAUUAAAGUAUGACUAAGAAGGUGAUUUCCAAAACUUUUUUUUAAGAAAACGAGAGUAUUAAAUCGCCAACUUUGUUAAGUCCUCUAAAAAGUUAAAGAAAAAUAAAUAACAUCUAAACAGCUUAGGAUGCUAACAAUAAUAACUAUUAGCAAGAAAAUACUACAAAUAUUUUAUAGGAAAAAAUUCUUUAGGAUGAUCAAAUGCCUUCCUCUUUUUGUGAAAUAUAAUUAGUAUCUUUGUAAUUAAAUAAAUAAACAGGAGAUUAACAAGAAACAAAAGUAAAUUUAUUCUCAACGAUAGAUGAAUAAAAAUCUGAUGCGCCUUUUUAAUCUCUUAGGACCACUCAUUAACUUUAAAUCAAUACAAAAAUAGAAGGUGAAAGAAUUACAUCACCUUUUUACUAAGAUGAUAAAUAUUUGUAAUCUUUUAAGAAUAUUGAAAUCAAUUAAGUGGAUAGUUUACAAUAAUUAUAAAAAUUAAAUUAUGGCUUUUAACAAAACAAAGAAGCAUCUUUAAAUAAUUUAAAUUAGUUUCAAAACAAUGAUUUUAUGUUCUCAGAAAUAAGUAAUUGCUUAGUUCAGCCAUAAAAAGCUAUAUUCUAUAAUAAUCUUAAUUAAAUUUAUGAUGAAGAGCCAGAAUCUUAUAAGUCAAGUCUAAAUGAUAACAAAAUAAAUAGAAUAUAUUCUAGAAGCACUGAUUCUCAUGAAGAAGAGAAUGAAAAGAAAGAGUAAAGGAAUGAAAUUGCUAGUGUAAAUUCAAGUAAAUUCAGUUCAGUCGAGCUCAUGAAAAGGUCUAUGAUUAAGAGAAUACUAUCAAAAGUAUAUACGAGAGGCUAAAAGCUUAUGAUUAUUACAGGUAUUCUAGCAUUUUUGAUUUUAGCUAUAGUGACUAUAAAAAUAUAUUAUGAUAAUAUUAAUAGCUUAGAUUAAUUUGUUUCUUCUUUUUUGAAAAUAGAUGAUGCAAUUUACUGUUUUGUAGAUGUUAUGAAUAUAUUAGCUUUUAAUAAUUAUGCUGAAAUACUAGGUAUUAAGGAUAAUCCAUAUAUUAUUGAUACAUUAAAAGAUUAAUAAGUUGAAAAGAUAAAUGUUAACACAAUUUAUUAUCCUUUAGUCCUUAAUGAUUAUAAACGUAAUUUAGAAUAACUUGUUUUACACAAUGAAAGUGAAGAAUCAAUUAAUGUACUACAGAAUAACCUAUUUUUAGUUUAGAAAUUCACUAUUGGCUUUUACGACAACUAUGGAAGCUAAUUGUAUGUAGGAAAUACAAAUUUUACUCAAAAUUUGCAAUAUACUUUAAUGGAAUACUACUAUUCUAUUUAUAUGUAUACAGUAAUGUUUGAAGAUGCUUAAGAAAUGUUUAUAUGGAAUAACCUCAUGGAAUUAAAAGAAAGGACAAGAAACUUGCAAUCAAUUGUUAAUCAAUAUGUCAACAAACAAUUUAAUAACAUGUACAAUGAAUAGAUAACUAUUAUCAUAUUAGUAGCCAUAAUUAGUGUUUCUAUGGUAUUGACUAUAAUCCCUUUAAAUUUCAUGAUAUAAAUGCAGAAAGAAAAAAUUAUGAAACUCUUAGGUUCAUUUUAACCUUAGAUACUUGAAUCUCAAAUAAAACUUAUUGAAUUGGCCAUUUUUAAAAUAGAUAAUAUCCAUACUGUCAAUGAAAUGAACAAAGGUGUGUAAGAUAAUAAUAAAUCUUCGAAUUAAAACAGGAAAUAGAUAAAACUCUUGAUGGAAUUGGCUCUUGAUGGGAGAGAAGACAAUUAGAUUAACUAAAAAGGCAAGUUUAAUUAAGAAAUAAAUGAUUUCAUUCCAAAAUACAUUAAAAGAAAGCAAAAUAAAAGAAACAGAUCUAUCGCAUCUUUUAAUAGUUUACCAAAACUUAGCUUUAAAAUUAUUUUUAUGAGCGUUGUUACUAUAAUACUUUUAUUGAUUUAGCCGUUUUUAAACAUAAUUUAAAAUAAUCCAUUUCAAAGAGAGUCUAAUGCUACUUUAGACGAUAGAAUAGCUUUAACCAGUAUCUAUUCUUGUUUAAUUGAGAAUUAAACUCCACAUUAUUUGAGCUAAUACAUGAUGAUUAUUGAGUAAUACCUUCCAUCUGAAACAUUUUAUUACUAUUAUAUUCAGAAUAUAACAGAUUAGAACUAGUAAUCUAUUUUAGCAAUAUAGAACUUGACUUAAAGCCAACAUAUUCCAAGAAAUAAUGAGCAGAUAUUUGAAGGAUUUUAUAAAACCAUUCUUAAUGGAGACAUAUGCUCUGUAAAGGAAUCAUAUCCACAAUAUUUUAACUCAAAUAUAACUCAUGCUGAUUGUAACAGAUUAUUUGGUGGAAUAUUGAACAGAGGAUUGCUUCUUUCAAUUAAAAAGGCUUUUGAUACAUUUUAAGAACUGUACGAAAUGUAUUCAAUAACAGAUUAUUAUACAUUAUAUGAUCAAUGGAUUUUAUUCCAGUACUAGUACUCAUAUAUAGAUUUUUUUAAAUUUGUAUAAGUGAUCACAGAGGCUGUUAAUGGUAUCAGGCAAUACUAAAAUGAGUCACUGUUACAAUAUAAAGACUAUUUAUAAUCUAAUUUAUUCUUACUAUUUAUUGUAUAACUCAAAAUUAUAACUCUCAUAUUCUUGAUAGGAUGGACUUACCUAUUCUUUAAAUUUGAUACCCAGCUGACUCUAACAAAUAAAAUGUUUACAUUAUUCCAUAUUAGCUUGCUUUACGAAAACAGCUUUAUCUAGUCUUAUUUUAAAUAAAUCAAAAUUCUAAAUAAAAAUUGA
Tetrahymena thermophila SB210 is the source of this 3912-nucleotide messenger RNA. Its product is annotated as transmembrane protein, putative. The transcript is spliced from 4 exons. The record is from RefSeq and is a predicted model, not a curated record. NCBI's taxonomy places the organism in Eukaryota, Ciliophora, Oligohymenophorea, Hymenostomatida, Tetrahymenidae.